Paramisgurnus dabryanus is the source of this 1734-nucleotide messenger RNA. Its product is annotated as UDP-glucuronosyltransferase-like. NCBI's taxonomy places the organism in Eukaryota, Metazoa, Chordata, Actinopteri, Cypriniformes, Cobitidae. Gene Ontology annotation, molecular function: UDP-glycosyltransferase activity. The record is from RefSeq and is a predicted model, not a curated record.
UUAAAGACCGAAAACUCUUGCCACUGCUACUAGUUCAAAUGCUUGUGAUUGUUGUUACCUAGAGUAUAUGAUUGAUAAGAUGUCCGCUUUUGUAUUUCUGCUGUGUCUUUUCUGCCUAGGCUCAGUGCAGGCUGGGAAGUUACUGGUCAUUCCAGCAGAUGGCAGCCACUGGACGGGGAUGAAGAGUUUGGUGGAGGAGCUUGGGCGCAGAGGGAACCAGGUGGUUGUUGUCAUCCCAGAAGCAAGUCUUAGCAUGGGUCCAUCAGAACAUACUACUACUAUGAGAUAUCCAGUACCCUACACCAAAGCCAAGCUGGAGGAGAAUGUCAGUACAGGUGUUACAAAACUUUUGAGUGCAGACGUGUCUACAGAUCUUGCCAGGUUUAGAGGUUUUAUGAACACUAUGGAUAUGCUUAAAGUUAUGACCGCAAGAAACCUUGAGAGUGUCUUGUUCAAUAAGGAUUUGAUGAAAAAACUUAAAGACUUUAACUUUGACGCCAUCCUCACAGACCCCUUUGAGCCUGUUGGAGUUAUUCUUAGCGAGUAUCUCUCGAUUCCAGCCAUUUACACCCAGAUAAGUCAUCCAUGUGGCGCUGACACUCUUGCCAGUAAAUGCCCACUUCCAGCCUCUUACGUUCCACAACCUGUAACUCAUUUUUCUGACCACAUGAGUUUUUGGCAAAGAAGUGUGAACCUGGGAAGGACCCUGGUGCAACCCAUGGCUUGUGGACGUAUGUAUGUUCAUGCAGAUGAGAUUGCCUCACGCUUACUUCAAAGAAAAACAUCCAUUGUAGAGAUCAUGAGCCGUGCUGCUCUCUGGUUCAUGCGAUUCGACUUUGCCUUUGAAUUUCCACGCCCCUUGAUGCCAAACAUGAUCACUGUUGGAGGACUGGAUAGCAAGAAAGCCAAACCUCUGCCACAAGAGCUGGAAGAGUUUGUGAAUGGAUCUGGAGAACAUGGUUUUGUUGUCUUCACUCUGGGCUCCAUGGUUUCACAGUUACCUGAAGCUAAAGCCAGUGUGUUCUUUGAGGCAUUUGGGCAGAUACCUCAGAGGGUGCUAUGGAGGUACACUGGACCAGUGCCUGAAAAUGCCCCAAAGAACGUCAAACUGAUGAAGUGGCUACCACAAAAUGAUCUUUUAGGCCAUCCUAAGGUUAAAGCUUUUAUUACACAUGGUGGAUCACAUGGAAUCUAUGAGGGCAUCUGUAACGGGGUGCCAAUGGUGAUGCUUCCACUGUUUGGAGACCAGGGUGAUAAUGUCCAACGCUUAGUGUCUCGAGGAGUUGCAGAAGGCCUGAGCAUCUUUGAUUUGACCUCAGAAAAACUGCUGGUGGCACUGAGGAAGGUCAUCAAUGACAAAAGCUACAAGGAGAAGAUGACAAAGCUUUCAGCUGUCCAUAGAGACCGUCCUAUUGAGCCACUGGACCUUGCUGUGUUUUGGACUGAGUUUGUUAUGAGGCACAAAGGGGCGGACCAUCUCAGACCUGCUGCCCAUGAGUUGAACUGGAUACAGUACCAUAGUCUGGAUGUUAUCGGCUUCCUCGUUCUCAUUGUAGUGACUAUUAUCUUUGUAACUGUCAAAAGUUGCAAGUUCUGUUGUAGGAAGUGUUUUGGGAAGACUCAUAAAAAGAAGAAGGAGUAGAUACAUGAUGGGGUUAAAAGUGUGUGGAUUUAUUUUUCAGUGUUUUGUAUUAUUAAUACCUCUGUGUCUUGGAUAAAACCUCACAAAACCUC